CUACGAGUGAGUUCAACAUUACAAAAUGUGUUCCCAAAGCCGGUAUUUGCUUUGGCUGGCAGCUUUGAUAAUCACUGCCUUACCGAUUUUCGGAACAAUUAUUGAAUUACCGGAAGACUACGAUUGGACGUCAUCAUGGAGUGAACUGACUGAGCUCGGUGUUGGAAAUCUCACGGAAACAGAUUGUCUUCGCACAUGCACUGUUGGGCAAUUGCCACGAGUCUGUCUAUACACUUUUGUUCUAGAGUUCUAUGCGGCGAUGGGAACCGCCUGCAGAAAUUGUAGCGACGGUGUCUUGGAGGACUGUUAUCUGCCGCAGUGCAUCCCAGCCGAUGGAGUUCAGCGAGGAAUGAUGUCCGUCAACCGGCAGCUUCCCGGACCCCCGAUUAACGUCUGCAAAAAUGACCUAAUCGUAGUCAAUGUAAAAAACCAAAUGGCGGGUACGGGAGCUUCAAUCCACUGGCAUGGACUUCCGAUGAUGAGGGAUCCGUGGAUGGACGGAGUUCCUUACGUAACCCAGUGUCCGAUCGGAGAAUCGAGUUUCCGAUACAUAUUUCCAGCCGAGGCAGUCGGCACGUAUUUCUGGCACUCUCACUCUGGGUUACACAGGGCCAACGGGCACUACGGUUCGUUAGUUAUUCGUGAACCAUGCGUUGACGAACCCUACUCCAAUGAUAUCUACGACUUUGACCUACCCGAGCACACGAUUGUACUUUCCGAUUGGAUGCACGAAACCGCGGAAAUGUUCUUCCCCGGUCUACCCAGCAGAGAACCAGGAAUUGUACCUGAUGCUAUACUGAUUAACGGUUUUGGAUGGUACCUCAAUGGAACUGCGAGUGAAGAUUCCGUCAACUCGUCUUUUCCUCUGGCAACUUUUCACGUAUCCAGAAAUUCAAGUUAUAGGUUCCGGAUCAUCAACUCAGCCAGCCAUGUUUGUGGGUUCCUGUUUCAAAUUCAGAAUCACACUCUGACUCUCAUCGCCGCUGACGGAAUAACGAUCGUGGCGGUCGGUGUCGAUGCCUUUGUCUGCUAUCCUGGUGAAAGAUACGAUUUUGUGAUCAACACGAAUAACACGUCUCUUGAUGAGGACGCAUAUUGGAUGUUCGUCAAUGGCUUGGGAUUAUGCGCGAAUCUCGGAUUAUAUCAGAACGCCGUUCUAUCCUAUGGCACAAACAGCACAGAUUUAGGGAUCAUUCCAAACAGAACUCGACCAACACUAAGUGACCCUCUGAACUUUACGAAAGUCUUAAAUUAUCCAAAUACGACGUGCGGCGAGAGCUCGGACUAUCUCUGCAUCACCGAUCUGAGAUCAAUUGGAAACGAUACAGAGGCAGGAAACUCAAGUGUUUGGACGGCGGAACCAGAUGCCCGACUCGUUAUUCCAUUCGGUUUCCAUGUAUUUGACGUCAACGAUUUUCAUCUACAGGGAACUUACCAAAAAUAUGAGAACCUCCAGGACACUAUUAUUCGAGCGGCCACGACAGGCAAUAUAACUUUCACGUUUCCUUCAAGCCCUAUCACAUUCAAAGAGAAGCCCGAUAACACAUUCUGCAACACUAACAACUUACCAGCCAGGUGCCUAAACAUUAAUAACACUACAGUCGGUUCUUACUGCCAGUGUACCAACGUCGUCGUUUUGCAAGAAAACGACAUCAUCGAGCUGACAUUGGUGGACAAAAGUGGGGGUGAGCUUGAGAGCCAUCCGUUCCAUUUGCACGGCUACUCCUUCUACGUGACGCAUAUGGGUCGAAACUAUACAAAAGAGGACGCGAAUUCUUUGAACCAGACAUCCUGUGAUCCACCACUCAAGGACACCAUCAGUGUACCCAGCGAAGGAUUCGUGACUAUCCGUUUUCGAGCUGAUAAUCCGGGGCGGUGGCUGUUCCAUUGUCACUUCGAAUGGCACCUCUCUACUGGUAUGGCAAUGGUAUUCUGGGUUGAGGGCGAUAUGUUGCCUCCACCUCCAGGAUUCCCGAGAUGUGGCGACUUUAGCUCGUUGACCUAGUUUGAUCGAGAUGAGGAUAUUGAGGGCCGAUGGAAUCGACCUACCAUGUUCAGAAUGUAUAUAAUUAUUCAAUAUGGCUGAAUAAAUACAUCGAAUUUCUGUUUAUCAAACGGAAUUAAUAUUUAA
This is a messenger RNA of Neodiprion fabricii, 2131 nucleotides long. RefSeq names its product laccase-3-like. Gene Ontology annotation, molecular function: copper ion binding; oxidoreductase activity. The coding region runs from base 26 to 2005 and encodes 659 amino acids. Gene Ontology annotation, cellular component: plasma membrane. The transcript is spliced from 8 exons. NCBI's taxonomy places the organism in Eukaryota, Metazoa, Arthropoda, Insecta, Hymenoptera, Diprionidae. The record is from RefSeq and is a predicted model, not a curated record. Gene Ontology annotation, biological process: iron ion transport.